Molecule: messenger RNA, 3063 nt
Organism: Cornus florida
Lineage: Eukaryota; Viridiplantae; Streptophyta; Magnoliopsida; Cornales; Cornaceae
Product: pentatricopeptide repeat-containing protein At3g48810
Exons: 3
Coding region: 462-2465 (667 amino acids)
Molecular function (GO): protein binding
Source: RefSeq, a predicted model, not a curated record
UGAGACACUCCAGUUGGGGCGACAUGUGGCUGCAGGGAAAGGAUCGUCACAAAGGAUAGUCAAAACCCUUUUUCUUCGCAUACAACAAUAACGCUUAGCUGCUAUAUAGUGAGAUUUUGAGAAAGUUGUACGGACAAAUUGGACAAUAAGAUCACCACAGAGAGCUUAAUUUCAUCUUCACCUUAAGGUACGUUCCGGACAAUAGCUUUCAAUUUGUUCAGUUUUAUAAAAAAGUUUUAAAUUUUAAGAUCAUUUCUCGAAUCUGAACACUGGCUUGUUUAACGAUUCAUAUUUUUUCUUUGGAUCGGAACAAUACCAGUUUGAAUCCAAAAUUUGCUUGUUUUGUUCAUCUAUCAGCUAUAAUUGUUGUGAAUUUCUAGAAUUCAAUGGGUUUAGGGUUUUAGUUGUAAAUGCGCAGUCCAUUUAAGUAAUUUAAAUUUGGGUUUUUGCUUCGACGAACGAUGUAUUUGAAAGAGGGAUGUUCAUUGUUGUUAAAAGUUCACAAACCUUCUAUACCUUUUGUCCUCAAUACAAUCCCAAUUCUAAAUUCCAGUCCACAAAAUGAACCAAAUUUAACCCAUCUUGAAGAGUUCCAAGUUCUAAAGAGGUUGAAGCACGAAAAGGACAUCAAUUUGGCAUUAGAAUAUUUCAAAUCCAUAGCGAAUUCAAAAAAAUUCAAACACACCCAUCUCACCUAUCAAUUGAUGAUAAAAAAACUUGGGCAAGAAUGUGAGAUGGAUGGUGUUCAGUACCUUCUGCAGCAAAUGAAGCUGGAAGGCAUUAGUUGCUCCGAGGACUUGUUCAUUAUCAUUAUUAAUUCUUAUGGGCGAGCUGGGGCUGCCGAGCAAGCACUGAAAGCGUUUUAUCGGAUGCAAGAUUUUGGGUGUAAACCCACAGUUAAGACUUACAAUCAUCUCUUGGAUGGGUUGCUUAAUGAGAAUAGGUUUCAUAUGAUAAAUCCUAUUUAUAGUAACAUGAAAAAAGAUGGGAUUGAGCCGAACGUGUAUACUUAUAAUAUCCUGUUGAAGGCAUUGUGUAAGAAUAAUAGGGUGGAUGGGGCUCACAAGUUGCUUGUAGAAAUGUCGAACAAGGGAUGCUGUCCUGAUGUUGUGAGCUAUACUACAGUAGUGUCAACUUUGUGUAAGCUAGGUAAGGUCAAAGAAGCUAAAGAGCUUGCCAUAAGGUUCACCCCCGUUGUGCCUGUUUAUAAUGCUUUGAUAAAUGGGGUGUGUAGAGGACACAAACUUGAUGAGGCGUUUCAGCUGUUAAAAGAGAUGGUGGAGAUGGGACUUGAACCUAAUGUCAUCACAUACACGACAAUCAUCAAUGGUCUUGCUGAUGUGGGGAGUGUUGAGCCAUCUCUUGCUGUUUUGGCGCAAAUGCUUGUGAGAGGUUGUAGUCCAAACAUUCACACCUUUGCUUCCUUGAUAAAGGGUUUUUUCUCAAAAGGAAGAUUAUAUGAAGCUCUUGACUUGUGGGACCGAAUGAUUAGAGAUGGAAUUUUGCCCAAUGUUGUUGCAUAUAAUACAUUGAUACGUGGUCUAUGCUCAAUUGGGAAUAUGGGCAGUGCUGUAUCUGUUUCUAUUCAAAUGGAAAGAAUUGGCUGCCCUCUGAAUGUGACGACAUAUGGUACAUUAAUUGAUGGCUUCGCAAAAGCUGGAGACUUGGUUGGUGCAACUGAUACAUGGAACAGGAUGAUAACCCAUGGUUGUCAUCCUAACAUUGUGGCAUAUACCUGCAUGAUGGAUGUCCUUUGUAGGAACUUAAUGUUUAACCAAGCCCAAUGUCUUAUAGAAAAUAUGCUGAUCGAAAAUUGUACACCGAAUACAAUUACAUUCAAUACAUUUAUCAAAGGUUUAUGUCACAGUGGAAGAGUAGAUUGGGCAAUAAAAAUAUUUGAUCAAAUGGAAAAGUAUGGGUGCUCACCUAACACAAUAACAUAUAAUGAGCUAUUGGAUUGUCUCUUCAAAGAGAACAACUUUGGAGAAGCGUUUGGGCUUGUUAAGGAGAUGGAAGAAAGGGGAGUUGAGUUUACUUUAGUGACUUAUAAUACAAUCAUUUAUGGCUUUCUUUGUGCCGGAAUGCCUGAGGAGGCCAUGAAGCUUGUGGGAAAAAUGUUGGUCAGGGGCUUUCUUCCUGAUACUAUAACAUUUAACAUGUUAAUUAAUGCCCAUUGUAAGCUUGGUAAGGUUGAAUCUGCCAUUCAAUUACUGGAUGACAUGAGCACAGUGGGCUCACCUCCAGACUCGGUUACUUAUACUAGUCUGAUAUUUGGGAUUUGUGAGUGGAUUGGUGUUGAAGAAGCCACUAUUUAUCUUAACAAGAUGUCAAAUGAAGGAAUCACCCCCAACGUUGGCAUGUGGAAUGUUUUGGUCCGAUCUUUGUUUAGCAAGAUAGAUUAUAUGGGGGCAAUGGACUUUCUGGAUAAUAGUAUCAUUGAUAGUAGAUAUGACACUGGAGUUUGAAUGAUUCUGCCUGAAGACCAAUGGUCUAGCAGAUGGGUACUCCUUAGCUGUCAACAUGGUGUAACAGAUACCUGUAUUCACUCAUGAAAUGUGGAUGAUAUCUCUUUGGUGGACCGAUGUGUUGUGUCCAAACAGUCCAAUGACCAUGCAUGAAUCUCACGCAUCGGAAAUGGAAAGGACAGCUUCAUCCAGUAUUCAGCUUCAUCCAGUAUUAUUUAUAUUGUCACUACAACUGCUUGAGCUCAUAAAGUAAACAUGAGCGGAUCGCUCAUCACGGUUUCCCUGUUUCCUGGUUAUGCAAUGGUUAAUCCAACACGUAUUCCUGAUCACAGUUGUUUUUGUGAUGGGGUUUGAGCUCAACCUGCAGUGCUUGCUAAAGGGGAUGGUUGCAGAACCAAAUUGAAGAGAAAAUGGCUUUAAAUGCGAGAAAUAUCCAUCUUUGGACGAAUAAUACUUCUCUUAAGAUGAGCAACCAUGAAAAAAUGGAUCUCAUUCCAUACAAAUACAUUCAGUAGCACCAUCUUCUCUAUAAAGCAACUUUAAUUUCUAUUAUGAUUACAACAAAAUUAAUAAGUGCCCAUAAAUUCCUUUCUAAGAA